CACGGCACUCUCGCGAGAGCGGCGGGGCCCAGCGCUGCAGCCAUGUCUACCGCUAUGAACUUCAGCGCCAAGAGCUUCAAACCGCGGCCGCCGGACAAGGGCGCCUUCCCGCUGGAUCACUUCGGAGAGUGCAGCGCCUUCAAGGAGCGCUUCAUGCAGUGCCUCCGCGACAGCGGCUUCGAGAGCGGCGCGUGCCGGGAGCGCGCCAUGGCCUACCUGCAGUGCCGCAUGGACAGGCAGCUCAUGGCUAACGAACCGCUGGAAAAGCUGGGAUUUAAAGAUCUGCUGGAUGAGAAGUCGGAAGCAGAAGCUGGGAAAGAGUGACGAAGAAAGAGCUUUACCUCUCACUGCUUUACCUCACGUAUGGGAGGAGUAACUCCUGUGUAGUACGUAUUGGGCCUGUAUUGCAAUAGGAAGUGCUUUGGGGAGGAUGCUUUUCUUCCCAAAUAUUCUUUUUUAAAAUCAGAUUGUUAAGGUGAGCCAAAGUACUGCCUUUGUUUACUUUCCUCCUCCAGCCUGCUCCUAAAGGUCACUGUAGCACUUCACCUGGCAGCAAACAGCGGUUGCCUGGAGUGUUCUCUGUUUCUGCAGGGGCAGUAAACUCUUGCUUUAAAAAAACAACAGCACAACAACCCUCCACCUCAACUAUAGGUUAUUGCUAUGUGGGCAUUACUAAUCUGCCUGCAGCAGGCACCUUUCGGGUGGAAAUAAAGCUGUUGUGGUACUUGCAAA
Messenger RNA from Lagopus leucura (white-tailed ptarmigan), 732 nucleotides. RefSeq names its product cytochrome c oxidase assembly protein COX19. Lineage: Eukaryota; Metazoa; Chordata; Aves; Galliformes; Phasianidae. The record is from RefSeq and is a predicted model, not a curated record. Gene Ontology annotation, cellular component: mitochondrial intermembrane space. The coding region runs from base 43 to 324 and encodes 93 amino acids. The transcript is spliced from 3 exons. Gene Ontology annotation, biological process: mitochondrial respiratory chain complex IV assembly.